Trichoplusia ni (cabbage looper) is the source of this 4839-nucleotide messenger RNA. Its product is annotated as cilia- and flagella-associated protein 43. Lineage: Eukaryota; Metazoa; Arthropoda; Insecta; Lepidoptera; Noctuidae. Gene Ontology annotation, biological process: cilium assembly. The transcript has 31 exons. The coding region runs from base 66 to 4820 and encodes 1584 amino acids. Gene Ontology annotation, cellular component: axoneme. The record is from RefSeq and is a predicted model, not a curated record.
UUGGACAUAAAAUUUUAUUAAUUGAAUAUCGUAUUAGCAAUUAACCAUAACUUUAAAAAUAAACAAUGGCUGACCCGAACAAAGACGCCAAUGAUGAAUCUGAAGAAACAGAAGACCCAUAUGAUCCCACAGUCAGGUGGGCCAACCCCCACUGCUUGGAUCUAAUGACCUUUGUCGGUAGAGAUACCUUUGCAGUGGCUGAAGACAUCUACAUUAUAUUCUUCAACCUUAAAACCAACACUGAAAUUGUUUAUGUGGCCAACAAUUCUACGAUGGGUGACGGAGUCGAUGCUUUAGCAGGGCAUAGAUCUUCUUUGUUCGCUUUCUCCGAAAAGACGAAGAAUGGUAGAAUAUUCAUUGCAACUUAUCCAAAGUUUGUUAAAUUGGCGGAGCUCAAAGAUGUUACCGUGAACCGCUACAAGGCCUUGUGUAUGAUGGAGAGCGACCUGAUCGCCGGCUUCACUGGUUUCCCAAACUACUGUGUGAAUGUCUGGUGUUGGCGCACCAACCAGCGACUUAUCAGCAUUGAGACUAACAUCAAUAAACGCAAACAAAUUUACAUGGCAAGUCGAACGCAUAUGUUGUUAUGCGAGUGUUGGGGGACUGGCCUUAUAGUCUGGGAGGUAGCGCGCUGUUACAAGAAGUGCUUCCUGUUGCGGAGGGCAAAAGAGGAGGUGGUCCAAUGGGAGGUGACGGAACCCCCUCUAGUCGGUGUCUGCUGGAACUACGAAGGGCAGCUGUUCGCUAUCGAUCCUAAAGCUAACUUAUACAGUGUAACUUCGGACGGUAUCGCCAUGGUUACCCAAUUGGAAUGGUCAGAAAAUAAUAUAUCGGGAAACAAUUAUACCUACAUAUGUUCUUUUCUAACUGGUAUAUUAAUCUAUGGUCCCGAUGAGUACAUUAGAUUUUUGAAAAAAGACGAGAAAACUUGGACAGCUGUCUGGAGCUACGUUCCCCAUGACCCCGUGGUUCGUCUGAUCAGUAAUUCGUUCUGUGACGUUGCCACAAUGUGGACGAACCAUGGCUUUGUUUACAAGAUCACGGCUGAUGCGGAAGAGAAAAUUGAAGUUAAUCUCUUUACCUUCAAACAAAGGAAUGUAAAAAAGAUUCAACUGAUUGCUCCUGACUAUGAGUGUGUUGCGACGAUGAACGACACUGGAAUUUUAGCCAUUUACGAGGCAGCUACGGCAAAACUUGUCAUGGCGAAAUACGUAAAAGGCUUUGAAAUUUCGUUCCAAGCCAGUCCAGUCGAUCCCCUACUGGCGGUUUUCGGAGAAGAACGUGGAAAUUACGGCAUUGCUUUAAAGUCGUUCAAUUAUCAAGAAAAGAAAACCAAGAGUGAAGCCAGUAUGUGCCUGACACACCAGAUCGUGUCGUUGGUCGCUUUCUCACCGACUGGCAGGCACUUAGUUGCUGCAGCAAUGGCUGCUGGCCAUAUUUUUAUUUUUAAGAUCACCGAAGACUAUAAGCUAAACCUGAUGCGGUACACGGAGCUGGGACGAGGUCUCGCAGACUGUUUCCUCAUGAAGGCUGGCCAAGACAUGCGAUGCUUUAGUCUCGUCAUCUUCUCUGAGAAGUAUAGCAUAGGAGAGCGUAUAAUUUGUGUAAACGCCGACACAGGCAAGGACAACAAGUUCGCCGGCAAGAUGCAGGGACCAUACGCGAGACUACUGCCUCUCAGCACCAAAGAUACCAUGUUUGCCAUACCGCAUCUGAGCAGACAGUUCCAUAUCUUAAAGCUUUGUGGAGAUAAAGGUAUGACAGUAUCCGUGAAGAUGGGUCCCAUCAUAGAAUCAGGACACGAGAUAAAGCUAUUUGACGGGUUCAGAAAUAUGCAAGCCCUUCUUACAUUUGCGUUUGACGGCACUGUUAUACUGAGACCACCGGAUGCGCCUGAGGAAUACGAUUUAAAGCUGAUACUUACGCAUCGCUACGAAGAUGGUAUCAAGAGUGCAGUUAUUGAUGACAAAAAUAGGUAUAUUCUGGCACUUAGCGCAAGCGGUACGGUGUCAUGCACUUACUUGCGUAAAAACCUAAUGCAGGAACUGGUACAUGAGGCCCCAGAAAUGGAGAAGUACAGUGCAGACGAAGGCGCCCAAUUUAUCAUUAUACACGGAAGUGAGAAGAAUUACCUGGACGUACAAGAAGACAAGAAAGUUCGUGAAGAAUCAUUAGACUACAAACGUCAACGCGACGAAGUUGUCAAAACAUUUGAGUCAGUUCAGGCGAAGCUGGUAGAUUUGUUAGAGGAAAACUUAGCGGAGCGUCCGCUUCAUCAACUAUCGCUAUCCGAAUUUAAUUUGCAUCAUGAAGCCAAGAAGGAACGACUGAAAAUGGCAGAGAAAGAGCGCGAGGAAAUCCGCCUGCUGACAGAAGCUCGCAUCCGCGCCCAGGACAAGGUGACGGCGUGGAUCAAGCAGACGUGCUGGGACACUGUAGUAUCGCAGAGAGUCAAACUCUUCGCGAUACACAGCCACUAUCACGUAGAAAACUUUGCAAUUCUACCAUCACAACGUGAAAAAUGGCCAGAGCUUGAGCAGAUUGAAGCACUACGCACCAUUGAGAUGGAAAACAACGAUGAUCUGUUCCAACCUUGGGUAGAACCAGAACUCGAAUUGAAGGUCCACCCCUCCAAGGGGGGCGGGUCAGCGCAGUCAUGCCGCUCGCCGCGGCGCAGCGUGGACAGCGGCGCCGACGUGGCCGUGGACGUGGUGGUGGAGCCCUACGUCCUGUCUGGUACGAAUGCGCACAAGUAUGUGUCCAUCCCCCCCUUCAUGAUCCCGCAGAUGCUUGCCUUCAGUUUUCUGCAAAUGAACUGGCUUUAUCACCUCGUUCGGCUUAACACCCAAAAUAUACGAUUGUGGUUCAAUAAACAAUUUGAUGAGCUGGUUGUACUGAAGAAGAGAGAAGUGGGCCUUGUAGCCGAAAGAAACAGCAGACUGAGGUUCAUAAUUGAAGAGUUGAACAAAUUAUCUGAUUUACGAGGCAGUUUUCACCACCUUAAAAUAGUAAUCAAGGACCCGGAAUGGUUUCAGGAAGAACAACCUCAUAAACUAAUCAAAGUUGAACCGGAAGAGUGUUCGAUCGAGCCGUACAUCAGUCCGAGCCAGAUCGUGCUAGUGCCGCCGGACCCGGGCCCCAAGGAUGACUUCCGUGAGCGCGCGCUCAUGGAAAUGAUGGACGGCGUGCUGGAGAAGCUGUGGCACGAGGAGAUCAAGAAGCCCAUACCAAUGCCGCAGUGCAUGCUGGACAAAGACCCAGAGCACUUCAACGAAGAAGAUCUCCGGCAAGUGUUUGACUACGAGGCGAAGGUCGCCUUCCGCAACGAGGAGCGAGACAAGUACCGCAAGAUGCUGCACGUCGAGUAUGGCAAGCUGUCGCAAGUGCUUAAUGAGGGCAUCGUCAAGUUUAACCAGAAGGUUCGAGAAACCUGGUUACUAAAAAUAAGAAUGGACUCAAUUAUUGGACAAGAGCAUCUUAAUUUGAUGCGGCUUCGAAGAACAAACCUGGACCGAAUAGAAAUGGCCGAGAAACUGGAAAAGAUGAGGGACGAGAUUGCCCUUUACGAGAGAGAAGUGGAAGAGCUGACUGCCGAGUUGCAAGAGAUACAGGAGCAGAGCACCGAGUGCCAGGCCGCGUACGAAGCUCUGAUCGCCAAGGACAGGAGCAUGGACAGAACAUUCAAAAACCACUUCCUUGAUCUCUCUCCAAUUAUCGUCGAACAAGCCUAUAAAUUCUUCAAGAGGCGUCCGAAGUGGCACCAGAGAGCGACGUUCAUCCCUGUAGUGCUGUACGACCUGGCGCUCGCCGUCUCCACCGGCGUCCGACCACCACUCCUGCACUUUGAUUGUGUUGACUACUACAAGUACAUGGAUCAACUGGACCAGAUCAGUAAUAUGCCGACAGUAAUGGACGAAAAUAUGUGGACUACGAUGUGCAAGCUGAGGAGAGCCAAAACUGAGAAUGAGAUAAGAAUGAGAGCUCUAGUGCAAGAGUUGGCUUACGUCGACAACGCUUUGAACGUGUGGACCAAAGCUAUUCAAGCGCGGCGCACGCACCUGCAGGUCUGUCAAGCCAAGAUAGUGGAGCAUCGGGAGAUAGUGGAGCAAACUGCCCGGAACAAGACCAUACAGUUGGUGUUGCCUGCUGGCCAGGUGGAAAUUACAACUACUGGGCAUAUGUCUGACUUUGACGAUGCUGCGCUCAUCCCUCGAGAAGAUAUUGAAAAGAUUAAUAACCUCAUUCUGAAAGUGGGUGCUAUGAAACUACGCAUGAUGCGCAAACAGAUGGCUUUCCGAAAGGUCAUCCUGGCUAAAGAGUGGGAGCAUGCGCAGAUGAAGAUGAAACUCCGGCACAUGAAGCAAGAACUCUAUUCAUACCAGAGACUCAGGAUCCCGAAAGAGCUCCAGUUGUACUUGAAGAACAAGGAAUUAGGUUACACGGAUGAGCAGGACUACCUGCGAAUGGAAAAGGAAAUGGAAGCCUCUAAAGUGGCAGUCAAUAAGAUACUCACUGAACAGAUGCAUCGGUGCACGGAGCUUGAGUUGAAACUAGCAUCGAUAGAGGUGCAACAAAGCAAAAUAGAGAAGUUAAUUGUUAAGCUCAACGUGGAAGUGUCCGAAAAAAGGCUGAAUGAGGAUGCACUCGAACCGAUCAGGAUCCGGCGUAUCUUCAAGAAGAGGAUGGAGACACUAGUGAUGCGCAGCAGGUUGAUCCGCGACGUGCAGGCGAACCACUCCACCAUAGUGCUGCUGCAGACCGAGCUCGAGCUGCUGCGACUGAAGACCUACCCCACGCUCGCCAGCUUCCGCACUUAUUAACUGCACUAGUUUUUUUUUU